Messenger RNA from Loa loa (African eye worm), 321 nucleotides. RefSeq lists its product as hypothetical. The record is from RefSeq and is a predicted model, not a curated record. The coding region runs from base 1 to 321 and encodes 106 amino acids. NCBI's taxonomy places the organism in Eukaryota, Metazoa, Nematoda, Chromadorea, Rhabditida, Onchocercidae. The transcript has a single exon.
AUGGUGGGACGGCUACCAACAACAAGAAUUAGUCAUAAUCGACUUCUACGGUUGGAUAUCUCCAAACGAAAUUAUGAAUCUGGCCGAUUCAAAACCAUACCAGGUUCAAACAAAAGGAGGCUUCCAAAAGUUCACCAGCAAAGCCAUAGUAAUAACAAGCAACAAAUAUCUCGAAAACUCGUGGCGACCCGAACAUCGAAAUUCGACAUGCGAGCAUUCGACCGAAGAGUCACCCUAACCUGGAUACGCUUUGGCAAUACAGAACAAGCAUACUUUGGAUAUCACUUCGGCUAUUGGUAUCGUCAAUUACCAAUUUUGUGA